This is a messenger RNA of Racocetra persica, 252 nucleotides long. The record is from the annotation of a GenBank genome assembly. Lineage: Eukaryota; Fungi; Glomeromycota; Glomeromycetes; Diversisporales; Gigasporaceae.
AUCAUUUUGGUGGAAAGAUGCAUCUAGGAUAUUUAAAAAUACGUGAUUUAUUGAAAGAACUCAAGGAAAAACAUAAAGAUCGUCGUAGUGAUUCAAGAGAAGGGCGAGGUUAUCAAGAUCGUGACAGAGAUCGUGGUUAUGACCGUGACAGGCAUAACCGUAGUGGAAGAUUUGAUUAUGAUAGGCGACAUACUCGUGAUCGCUCGCGAUCAAGGUCUCCUGAUAGACGUGGUGGCAGAAGGAGGUCUCGAA